This is a messenger RNA of Arabidopsis arenosa, 1708 nucleotides long. The record is from the annotation of a GenBank genome assembly. NCBI's taxonomy places the organism in Eukaryota, Viridiplantae, Streptophyta, Magnoliopsida, Brassicales, Brassicaceae.
CAUUACAUUGAAUCUCUCAACGAAGAUCUCUUGCAGACACAUAGAAAGGAAAGAUGAGUGUUUUUUACUUUCCUUGCUUGAUUUUGUUAACCUUGUUUUCAAGUUAUGGCUAUGCAGCUAUAACCACAUCGAGUCCUUUGUCGAUAAGACAAACUCUGAGCUCUCCUAAUGAAUCCUUUGAGCUAGGUUUCUUCAGUCCCAACAGCUCUCAAAAUCAUCACUACGUUGGAAUCUGGUUCAAGAGAGUCACUCCUCGAGUGUAUGUUUGGGUAGCUAAUAGAGAAAACCCGGUAACGAGCCUCACGGCGAAUCUCACCAUCAGCAGCAAUGGGAGCCUUAUCUUGCUUGAUGAGAAACAAGACAUUGUGUGGUCAUUCGGAAGAGAAGUUCUUACAUCUAACGAAUGUCGUGCUGAGCUUUUAAACUCCGGAAAUCUUGUCCUCAUAGAUAAUGUUACUGGGAAUUAUCUAUGGGAAAGUUUCGAGCAUCCUGGUGAUACUAUGCUUCCUCUCUCAUCGCUUAUGUACAGUACUCUUAACAACACAAGGCGUGUGUUGACUUCUUGGAAGACUAACACAGAUCCAUCUCCUGGUGAAUUUGUAGCAGAGCUUACGCCACAAGUACCCCCUCAAGGACUUGUAUGGAAAGGGUCAUCACCUUAUUGGAGAAGCGGGCCAUGGGUGGACACAAGGUUCAGUGGGAUACCAGAAAUGGAUAAAACAUAUGUAAAUCCAUUAACUAUGGUCCAAGAUGUGGUGAAUGGCACAGGAAUUUUGACUUUUUGUGCAUUAAGAAAUUUUGAUGUGUCUUACAUCAAGCUAACGUCUGAUGGAUCAUUGGAUAUUCACCGUAGUAAUGGUGGCACCACCGGGUGGAUUAAGCAUUUUGAAGGUCCUUUAAGCUCAUGUGAUCUCUACGGUACAUGUGGACCUUAUGGUUUGUGUAUGAGGUCCAUUAGUACUCCAACCUGCAAAUGCUUGAGAGGGUUUGUGCCAAAGUCAGAUGAUGAGUGGAAUAAUGGAAACUGGACUCGUGGGUGUGUGAGACGAACAGAAUUAUCAUCAUGUCAGGGAAAUUCUUCGUCAACAACACAAGGCAAAGACACAACAGACGGAUUUUACCGUGUUGCCAAUAUUAAGCCUCCGGAUUCUUACGAAUUAGCAAGCUUUGGUGAUGCAGAACAAUGCCAUCAAGGAUGUCUCCGCAAUUGUUCUUGCUUGGCCUUUGCCUAUAUUAAUAAAAUUGGAUGCUUGGUGUGGAACCAGGAGCUAUUGGACAUGGUUCAGUUUACUGAAGAAGGAGUGUUUCUUUCCAUCCGUCUUGCACGUCCUGAGUUAGCUAGAGGCAAGCGAAUCAAGAUCAUCGCUGUUAGCGCUAUCAGCCUUUGUGUGUUUUUUAUCUUGGUGCUUGCUGCAUUUGGGUGUUGGAGAUACAGAGUGAAACAAAAUGCUAACAGAUCUUUCAUGCUUGAAGCUCCAUCAAUUUUGAGCUCUGGCCUGAUCCUAAAAUGCUAGAAAAUUAUGUACUAACACAUGGAUGGAUCCAUUUAACUCGUAGGUGAAGCUCGUGUAGCCAUGGAUAUUUCAGAAGAUUCUUGGAAGAAUGGUUUGAAAUCACAUGAUGUCUCAGGUUCAAAUUUCUUUGAGAUGCAUACCAUACAGGCAGCGACCGAUAAUUUCAGCGUGUCAAAUAAACUCGGUCAAGGUGG